ACAAAGGAGCCAGGGGCCAGGCGGACGGACAGGACACCACAGAACAACAGAACAACAAGAAACAUGAAGCUGACACUUCUGCUGGUGUUCGUCGCCGCCGCCGUGGCUCACGGCUUCCCAGCAAGCAGCAGCAGCAGCGAUGGGAAGCAAUCAGAAUCCCGUUCCCCCUUCGCCCCGCUGGACGACGUCCGCCUGCUUGCCAGUGGCCUCCUCCAGCUCGGCCACAGCCUGAAGGACUUUGUUCAGAAGACCAAGGGCCAGAUCAACGACAUCUUCCAGAAGCUGAACGUGUUCGACAGCUCCUUCUACCAGCUGGCCACCCUAGCCAGCGAGAUCAAGGAGGAGGAGGAGCAGCUCAAGCAAACCACCGUCGUGUUGAAGGCAAACAACGAGGAGAUCAAGACCCUCUCCCAUGAGAUCAGCACCAAAGUGGAGGACAUCAUACAGGAGCGCGGCAAACUGCGGAGCCAGAUGGACGUGCUCGAGGAGAAGAUGAGUGGCCUGUCCCAGGGCCUGCUCUCCUCCGACCAGCUCACAGAGAUCUCAGCUCUCAAGGAAGUGAUUCACACCCAGGAGAGAAGCAUCACAGAUCUUUUGAAUGCAGUGAGGGAGCAAAGCGAACAGCUCAACCUUCAAAGGACCCAGAUCAAGAGCUUGGAGAAGAAGAUCAGUGACAGCUCCUUCCAGGAGACUUCUCUUAGGUGGGUGUGGAAUAUAGAGAAUCCCAGCGUCUCAGGCUACUUGACGGACAACUCCACUAAUGACGGCUCCCUGGGGGAUGGUCUCCCAAUGCACUGUGGUGAUGUGUAUGCAAAAGGCCUCAGGAAGAGUGGGCUAUACCCCAUCCAGCCAGCCCAGUCUCAACCCUUCAUAGUCUACUGUGAUAUCACAACUGAUGGGGCCUCUACAGUCAUCCAGCGCAGGCAGGACGGCUCUCUGGAUUUUGACCAAACCUGGAAAACCUACGAGGACGGAUUUGGGAACUUCAAAGGAGAGUUCUGGCUGGGGCUGAAAAAGAUCUAUGCCAUCGCCCAACACAAUGACACCAUUGUGCGAAUUCAGGCAGAGGACUCGAAGCAGGGGAAGCAUGUGGUGGAGUACAACCUGAUGAUUGAAGACGCUAGCUCAGACUACGCCAUCCACCUCCGCUCCACAGACUCCGACCAGCUUCACCCCGUGGGAAACAAAAGUGCCAUCAGGUUCUCCACCAAGGACCACUUAAACGAUGAAAACCAGGACCCCAGUUGUGCCAAUGACUACACAGGGGGUUGGUGGUUCAGCUCUUGUGGCGACAUCAAUCUGAACGGGAGGCACACGCUCAGCAGGCCACGAGGACGCACCGAGCGCAGAAAGGGAACGUCGCACACCAAGAGCCACGGCUGGAGCGCCUUCGCACUCAGGUCCUCACAAAUCACAAUACGGCACGCGACAACAACCAACACACACGGCCCCUCGCAUGGGACGCCCAAAUAAGCAGAUCCUCUCCGUGUUUUGGCCACUUUUACCACCUAAUGUUUCGUCAUGGACUGUCUGGCAGAAGAGGAAGCUAAACUAUGUAACUGUAAUAUGCCAUCAGAGGUUUUCAGUUUGUACUGUGACUGUAUGUUGUAGCUACAUUGUGUUUGGACUCAAGCAAAUAUUCACAUGGUAGAAAUGUCAAAUACAGUAUGUUGCUGGUUGUUGUUAAAAAAGUUCAUAUUUUGCCGCAACUUGUGGAUUAUGCUGAACAUAAGGAAGAGAGAGCACCAUGCUUGCACAUAUUAGAGUUUAUCGUUCAUCACUAACGUUUAUGGAGGUCAGAAUUGUAGAGCAAGGGCCUGAGAACUAUAGGCUCCACAAACAUGUAGUCAGUCAAUCAGUCAGUCAGUCAGUCAGUCAGUCACAUUUUUUCACAAUACAGUUACAUUUUUCACUGAGUCACAUUGACUUUAAUAAUACACACUCAUAUUGUAUAUGUUUUGUAGCGUGCCAUUUGUAUUGAGAUUGGAAAUAAACAGUAUUUUUUUUAAACGAA
Messenger RNA from Engraulis encrasicolus (European anchovy), 2014 nucleotides. RefSeq names its product angiopoietin-related protein 3-like. Gene Ontology annotation, biological process: phospholipid catabolic process; cholesterol homeostasis; triglyceride homeostasis. The record is from RefSeq and is a predicted model, not a curated record. The coding region runs from base 64 to 1473 and encodes 469 amino acids. NCBI's taxonomy places the organism in Eukaryota, Metazoa, Chordata, Actinopteri, Clupeiformes, Engraulidae. The transcript is spliced from 7 exons.